AAGAUAGAUAGAUAAUAGAACGAUACGCGGCAAUCUCCCGCUCUCUUCUGUACUUCCCCCCCUUCUCUCCCGCUAUUGGGAAUGCCGUCGCUUCUUGUGACGUCGACGACGAGCGCCGCGAUUCCGAGGGGUAGCAUUAGGGUUUCGGUGAAUGGCUUCCCUUCCUUCCUCCCCAAGGAGGUGGAUAAGAUUAGAGACCCUUUCGCCCGGGACAUGGCCAAGAGGAUCGAGCGGCUUCCUGUGAAGAUCAGCUUCUCAACAAGCUCCAUUAUGAGUAGCUGCGUUAAGCCACUACAAGAGCGGGGAACAGAGCCAGUUGUUCUCCUACAUGGAUUUGACAGCUCUUGUCUAGAAUGGAGGUAUUCAUAUCCAUUGCUUGAGGGUGCUGGAAUUGAUACAUGGGCUGUGGACAUUCUUGGAUGGGGAUUUUCAGAUUUACAAAUGCUUCCACCAUGUAAUGUGGCUGCCAAGCGUGAGCACCUAUACCAGCUUUGGAGGACAUACAUAGCAAGGCCCAUGGUGUUAGUCGGACCUAGCCUUGGUGCUUCUGUUGCCAUGGACUUUAUAGCCAACCAUCCAGAAGCGGUUAGUAAGUUAGUCAUGAUCGACGCAAGUAUUUAUGCAGAAGGCACCGGGAACCUAGCUAAACUACCUAGAAUAGUAGCUUAUGCUGGGGUUUCCGUAUUGAAGAGCAUCCCACUGCGGUUCUAUGCAAAUUCCUUGGCCUUAAAUAAAGUCUCAUUGCAGUCAUCCUGGGACUCUAUGAAUGUGGGCCGAUUGCACUGCUUACAACCCUGGUGGGAGGAUGCAACUGUUGAUUUUAUGCUUAGUGGAGGUUAUGAUGUCCGAAAUCAUGUAAAACAGAUAAAACAAGAGACUUUAAUUAUAUGGGGACAGGACGAUCAAAUUGUUAGCAGCAAAGUAGCACUGAGAUUGCAUCAUGAACUGCCAGAUUCUACCUUAAUUCAGAUUCCAGGAUGCGGUCAUAUUCCUCAUGUAGAGAAGCCAGAGUUGGUGGUCCAGUACAUUCUGAAGUUUAUUCGACAUGAAUGAUAAAGUUUCCAGAUCAUUGUGAGUCCAGAAAAAUUGUUUUCCAAGCUCAACUAGUUCUCAGAUACCACACUAUAUAUGUAACCAUGUAUGAUUUCCAUUUGAUGCGUCUUAUGAGGAGCGCUGAGAGUCAAAGCUGCAGAUUUAUCGUUGUUAGGGGCAGGGGGAGCAUGUGGAUGAUCAGUAGCUGGCCGUCAAUUACUGCCAAACAUCAUAUGGUAUGUGACUGUAGCGGGAGCAAAUGAUGUGGCCCUUCACGGGCACAUGAUCUGCUGAGACCAAUCUCGGUGUGCUCAUCAAAGAUACAUAAAGAUUGAUAAAUUCUUCAAAAAAAAAAAACCUUUAGUUUUUUUUCUUUAA
Molecule: messenger RNA, 1410 nt
Organism: Musa acuminata subsp. malaccensis (wild Malaysian banana)
Lineage: Eukaryota; Viridiplantae; Streptophyta; Magnoliopsida; Zingiberales; Musaceae
Product: alpha/beta hydrolase domain-containing protein VTE7
Molecular function (GO): catalytic activity
Source: RefSeq, a predicted model, not a curated record